Messenger RNA from Anoplophora glabripennis (Asian longhorned beetle), 1557 nucleotides. It is a transcript of the gene U2af50, whose product is annotated as splicing factor U2AF 50 kDa subunit. NCBI's taxonomy places the organism in Eukaryota, Metazoa, Arthropoda, Insecta, Coleoptera, Cerambycidae. Bases 157 to 1458 code for a protein of 433 amino acids. The transcript is spliced from 7 exons. Gene Ontology annotation, cellular component: nuclear speck; commitment complex; nucleus. Gene Ontology annotation, molecular function: poly-pyrimidine tract binding; pre-mRNA 3'-splice site binding. The record is from RefSeq and is a predicted model, not a curated record. Gene Ontology annotation, biological process: mRNA processing.
CGCCGGAGGAAGCCGCCAUAUUUAUCAAUUAUUUACUAUUUGUGUCCAUAUUUUUCUAGGGAGUGACAAGUUUUGUUAAUAAAACGGCACUAAUUUACUAAUUAUUUAAUUUAUUCCUUUAAUAAAGAAGACUUUUUUAUCUGGUACGGUCUGAAAAUGGGAGAAGAAAAAGAAGGUAAAGAAAGAGAACGAAGCAGAGAAAGGGGGGACAGGGACAAAGACCGCAGGAAACGCUCCAGGUCCCGCGAACACAGACGUCGCUCCAAGUCCAGGAGCAGGGAACGCAGAAGGAGAAGUCGAUCAGGCUCUCCGAGACACAAGAGCAGUGCCUACUCGAGAAGGAGAAAGCCUUCUCUGUACUGGGACGUGCCCCCUCCGGGUUUCGAACACAUCACUCCCCUGCAGUACAAAGCUAUGCAGGCAGCGGGGCAAAUUCCAGCUAAUAUAGUUGCCGAUACGCCACAAGCUGCCGUACCGGUUGUGGGGUCUACCAUCACAAGGCAGGCUAGACGAUUGUAUGUGGGCAACAUUCCGUUUGGUGUGACGGAGGAGGAGAUGAUGGAGUACUUCAACCAGCAGAUGCACUUGAGUGGGUUGGCCCAAGCGGCGGGCAAUCCGGUGCUGGCGUGUCAAAUUAACUUGGACAAGAACUUCGCUUUUCUUGAGUUUAGGUCGAUCGAUGAGACUACGCAGGCCAUGGCCUUCGACGGCAUCAACUUCAAAGGUCAAAGUUUAAAGAUUCGCAGGCCGCACGAUUACCAACCGAUGCCGGGUAUGGCCGAGAACGCCAUCAGUGUCCCAGCGGGCGUGAUCAGUACCGUCGUACCCGAUUCGCCUCACAAAAUCUUUAUCGGAGGCCUUCCGAAUUAUUUGAACGAAGAUCAGGUAAAGGAGCUUCUUAUGUCCUUCGGACAACUGAGGGCCUUCAAUCUCGUUAAGGAUACCGCCUUCGGACUUAGCAAGGGCUACGCCUUUGCCGAAUACAUCGAUAUUACAAUGACGGAUCAGGCCAUCGCGGGACUCAACGGAAUGCAGCUUGGCGACAAGCGUCUGAUAGUCCAACGAGCUAGCGUUGGAGCUAAGAACACCACGGUCUUGCCCGCGGUGCAGAUCCAAGUACCAGGUCUCAGUCUAGUGGGUGCUUCCGGGCCACCCACCGAAGUGUUGUGUCUUCUUAACAUGGUUACACCCGACGAACUCAAAGACGAGGAAGAAUACGAAGACAUCCUGGAAGAUAUAAAGGAAGAGUGUAAUAAAUACGGAGUGGUCAGGAGUAUAGAAAUUCCUAGGCCGAUAGAUGGUGUUGAAGUGCCGGGAUGUGGAAAGGUGUUUGUUGAGUUCAAUUCUGUAUUGGACUGUCAAAAGGCUCAGCAGACUUUAACGGGUCGAAAGUUCAGCAAUCGUGUCGUGGUAACUUCGUACUUUGAUCCGGAUAAAUACCACAGAAGAGAAUUUUAAAUUGUACCGCUAGCUUAUAAUAAGGCUAUCUAUAUUUUAUAUGUUAAGUAAUUGUUUGUAGAGGAACUUUCAUUGAAAUAUAUUAAGACUACUUUCCAA